Molecule: messenger RNA, 2210 nt
Organism: Xiphias gladius (swordfish)
Lineage: Eukaryota; Metazoa; Chordata; Actinopteri; Istiophoriformes; Xiphiidae
Gene: ebf3b
Product: transcription factor COE3
Exons: 16
Coding region: 299-2047 (582 amino acids)
Biological process (GO): regulation of transcription by RNA polymerase II
Molecular function (GO): RNA polymerase II cis-regulatory region sequence-specific DNA binding; DNA-binding transcription factor activity, RNA polymerase II-specific
Source: RefSeq, a predicted model, not a curated record
CAAAGAGGAACAAUAGCAACACACAAAAAAAUCUUGUCUAUUGAACAAUUCACUUUUCCAGUCUGUGGAUAUCGCUCUAACUAAGUACAGCACUUUGAGAAUUGUUCACAUCGGACGGACUGAAGAGGGAGGCAAGACCUGUGGACCGGGUUUUCCCUCGCAAGUCUGAAUCGGCUCUCUCUGCUUAUCCCGUGAAAAAAAAAAAACAAAAAGAAAAACAAACCCUGAAGGAUAACACGCUUGGACGUUUAUUUCCCUAAUUUCGCAGGAGGCUCUUUUUUCACGCAAAUUGUCCUAAAUGUUUGGGAUUCAGGAAACUAUACCGCGGGGUGGGACGACGAUGAAGGAGGAACCGCUGGGUGGACUGAACUCGGUCCGCUCCUGGAUGCACACAGCUGGGGUGGUGGACGCAAACACAGCCGCCCAAAGCGGUGUCGGCUUGGCACGGGCACAUUAUGAAAAGCAGCCCCCUUCCAACCUCAGAAAAUCCAAUUUUUUCCAUUUCGUCCUGGCGCUGUAUGACAGGCAGGGUCAGCCCGUGGAGAUCGAAAGGACAGCUUUUGUGGACUUUGUGGAGAAAGAAAAAGAACCAACCAGUGAAAAAACUAACAAUGGGAUACAUUACAAACUACAGUUAUUGUACAGCAACGGCGUCAGAACAGAGCAGGAUCUUUACAUACGGUUAAUCGAUUCCAUGACGAAGCAGGCCAUAGUUUAUGAGGGCCAAGACAAGAAUCCAGAAAUGUGCAGAGUUCUUCUUACUCAUGAAAUUAUGUGCAGCCGAUGCUGUGACAAGAAAAGCUGUGGAAACAGGAACGAGACUCCAUCAGACCCUGUGAUCAUUGACAGAUUCUUCCUAAAGUUCUUUCUCAAGUGCAAUCAGAACUGUCUGAAGAAUGCAGGGAAUCCACGAGACAUGCGCAGAUUCCAGGUUGUCGUAUCGACGACUGUCAAUGUGGACGGCCAUGUCUUGGCUGUCUCCGACAACAUGUUCGUACACAACAAUUCCAAGCAUGGGCGAAGGGCUCGCAGACUCGACCCUUCAGAAGGUACGCCUCCUUAUCUGGAGAAUGCAGCCACCCCGUGCAUCAAGGCUAUCAGCCCCAGCGAGGGAUGGACCACUGGAGGAGCCACUGUCAUCAUCAUAGGGGACAACUUCUUUGACGGCCUACAAGUCGUGUUCGGCACCAUGCUCGUAUGGAGUGAGCUGAUAACUCCUCACGCCAUCCGCGUCCAGACUCCACCUCGGCACAUCCCCGGUGUUGUGGAAGUCACGCUGUCCUACAAGUCCAAGCAGUUCUGCAAAGGUGCCCCUGGGAGAUUUGUCUAUACUGCCCUGAAUGAGCCAACCAUCGACUAUGGUUUCCAGAGGCUGCAGAAGGUCAUCCCCAGACACCCCGGCGAUCCUGAGAGGUUACCAAAGGAGGUGUUACUGAAGAGGGCGGCUGAUCUCGUCGAAGCCCUGUAUGGAAUGCCACACAACAAUCAGGAGAUCAUUCUGAAGAGGGCAGCUGACAUCGCUGAGGCCCUGUACAGCGUUCCCCGCAACCACAACCAGAUCCCCUCUCUCGCAAACACAGCCUCCCACGGCAUGAUGGGAGUCAACUCCUUCAGCAGCCAGCUAGCAGUCAAUGUCUCUGAGUCACAAGGGAAUGACCAAGUGGGCUACAGCCGGAACACCAGCAGUGUGUCCCCCCGGGGCUACAUCUCCAGCAGCACCCCGCAGCAGUCGAGCUACAACACCGUCAGCAACAGCAUGAAUGGCUACGGCAAUGCCGGUAUGAACCUGGGAGUGCCAAGCUCCCCUGGGUUCCUCAACGGAUCCUCUGCCAACUCCCCAUAUGGAAUUAAACAAAAGAGCGCCUUCGCCCCUGUGGUCCGACCCCAGGCUUCCCCACCCCCCUCCUGCACCAGCGCCAACGGCAACGGACUGCAAGGUGAGCCCCCCUCACCCCCUCAUCCCUUCCCUACGGACUACUGGUCAGAUACCGCUGCUCAGGCCUCUGUCCGGUUUGCCAUGUCUGGCCUGGUUGUCCCUCCAAUGUAAAUGCACUUUCAACAUCUCAAGCACCAGUCUACACACUACCACUUCAGAGGACCCCCCCUCAGCACACCGCAAAACGCUGGUGUAAUGUAUAGUCAACCGCUUGUUCUGUUUUUAAAGAUGAAGAAAAAAAAAAGAAAGAAAUUAAUUUUUUUUUUUCUUUUAA